Molecule: messenger RNA, 429 nt
Organism: Oldenlandia corymbosa var. corymbosa
Lineage: Eukaryota; Viridiplantae; Streptophyta; Magnoliopsida; Gentianales; Rubiaceae
Source: the annotation of a GenBank genome assembly
AUGCCUCAACCAAAGGAAAAAACAGCAAGUGCACUACAAUUGAUCCAUGAAUCGACAUCAGGGGAAACAUCACUGGCGACUCAAGCUUCUGAUCAGCAAGUUGCCGUUGAUGGAGAGAAGGCUUCUAAUCGAUCGCCUAAGCAAAUUGCAGUGGAUGUUUCGAUUGAUGAAGCACCUUCAAGUCAACGAGCUGCUCAACAAACCCUAGCUGUGCAACAAACCCUCGCGGCCAACCCUGAUGUUGUUGCUGCAACAGAGAACCAUCCCUCUCUUGAAGUCUUAAAGGUUGUUGCUGGCAGCGAAGAACUAGCAACAUCUCCAGAGGAGGAAAAUCGGCAAGAAUCCUGUGUAAUAGAGCCCUCGAACUACGGUUGCAAGAGAAUCACGCGCAAUUGGCGCAAUCAUUACCUUCUGAUCCGGAUUUCUUAA